UGAGAGAGGGAUUUGGCUUAUAGAUUGACAUGUGUUCAUUAUCGUUUAUUUCCACAAACCUUCACUGACAGCAUGCUUUGUGCCUUGGGGGCUCAAAAAUGAAAGACACGUUCCCUACUCUCAGGAAUUUCACAGCCCAGUGCAGGGAGACACACAGAUAAGUAGACCAUUCAAAAGCAGGUUUAUGCUAGAAUGAAAGGGACUGUGAAGAAGGGCUGAGCCCUAACGAGAGAUCGAGAGAUUGGGGAAAGCUAGGGAAGAUGUCCCAGUGUGAAUCUUCCCACUCCAUUGCCCCAAACACCUCCUCAAAGCCUGUGACUUGUAACCCUCCGCAUGCCCUCCCAGUGCCUGGAUCAAAUGUUCAGCCUGUGUGCCACACAAUAGACUGAUGUUAUGCAUCGAUAAACUCUUAGACAUCCGGCUGGUUCUGUGCCCAUCCCCCUGCCCCCACUGCAGAGAGGCCAAUAAAACUCUUGUUCAGACUCACACUGCACACAGCAUUCUGAACUUCUGGAUCUACCAUCUCCUGUUUCCCAAGCACCAUGAAACUCCUGCUGUUGGCUCUUCCUAUCCUUGUGCUCCUACCCCAAGUGAUCCCAGCCUAUGGUGGUGAAAAAAAAUGCUGGAACAGAUCAGGGCACUGCAGGAAACAAUGCAAAGAUGGAGAAGCAGUGAAAGAAACAUGCAAAAAUCUUCGAGCCUGCUGCGUUCCAUCUAAUGAAGACCACAGGCGACUUCCUACGACAUCUCCCACACCCUUGAGUGACUCAACACCAGGAAUUAUUGAUAAUAUUUUAACAAUAAGGUUCACUACAGACUACUUUGAAAUAAGCAGCAAGAAAGACAUGGUUGAAGGGUCUGAGGCAGGACAGGGAACUCAGACCUCUCCCCCAAAUGUUCACCAUACCUCAUGACUUCUUCUCGGAUGUCACUCACCCCUGUCCUCAGAGUGAUAAACUAAGUCACAUAUAGAUAAAACACCACAGUGACCUCCCACUCCCCACCAAUAUGUAAUUCUAUUAAUAGAAACAGCUGUGUAAAGAAGUCUAAAAUUUUCACUAUUUCCAAUGAUAAACUCUUCAGUGCUCUUCUUGAGAUGUCAAAUUAUUUUCACAAGUUUUAAUCUAUUUUUAGUAUUUCUUGUUUGCUGGUGACCUAUGCACAACCUCAAUAGCUUAGUUAGCUAUUCCAACAACAAUUUUUUCAUGUGUCUUUCUGUCUUCUCAACAGGUGUCUUAAUGGCAGCAUAAGUGGUCAUGAUCAAAAUUCUAAAUCUUUGCAUCUGUGAGAGUAGCUACUAGGACACUAAAAGCUUUUUUUCUAGAACAGGAGACACUUCAGGUGAAAGCAUUCAUUUUCCUACUAACCAUGGCCUUAGAGGAAGGUUUUAUCUGUCACCGUAUCACUGUAGGAAAUUGACUGUCCCAAGUGUGAGCUAAGAAGACUCCUUUUGGCCCCAGUGUCUUUCGGGUUGAAAUAGAAGCUGUCGAAAAGCUUCUAUGGCUCUGUAGACCCAUCUCUUUGACCAAGCCUUGAUCACACAUGGACAUCCAAGGGUAAAGAUGGCCCCUCAAUUGUGGGUGAAAGGAUAGGUCAUUUGUCCACCUGAUUACUGAGACUGAGAGCUUUACUUGUCUCCCUGUGACAG
This is a messenger RNA of Chlorocebus sabaeus (green monkey), 1648 nucleotides long. RefSeq names its product defensin beta 118 (gene DEFB118). The record is from RefSeq and is a predicted model, not a curated record. Gene Ontology annotation, biological process: innate immune response. NCBI's taxonomy places the organism in Eukaryota, Metazoa, Chordata, Mammalia, Primates, Cercopithecidae. Gene Ontology annotation, cellular component: extracellular region.